CCGCACGACUUUCCUCGCCGACUCUCGCUAGUGCUCUCCAGACGGCUAACCCCUUCUAUAUAUUGAAUCCUUCCCAUCUUCUACGUUCCUCGCUCUCCCUCUCUCUCUCCCUCUUUCCUUCUAUUUUCCUACUCUGUAAGAAAUCAGAAGAGGAAUUUCUUCAAUGGCGCAGGAACCCAGCAAGAUUGCGUCGUUCAGGAAGUGGGUCGUGGAUCAUAAGCUACGAGCAGUCGGUUGCCUUUGGCUUACCGGGAUUGGGAGUUCGAUCGCGUAUAAUUGGUCCCGGCCUAAUAUGAAAACUAGCGUUAAGAUCAUCCAUGCCAGGCUGCAUGCGCAGGCCUUCACUCUGGCUGCUCUAGCUGGGGCAGCAGCUGUGGAGUACUAUGACCAUCGUUUUAAUCCAGAAGCAAAAGUUGACAAGUUUACGAGUCAAUAUAUCGCCCGUGCUGACAAAGAUUAAAUCAGUUCUUGCCUGAACCAACUGUGGAGCCUUUCAUGGAGAAGAGUACUGGCUUUUGCCACUUCUGAUUAUUUAUUUUUUAUUUACGGUACCAUAGUGACAUCUACAGGGGAGUCACCCAGUCGGAUAAACUUCUUAAAGAUUGGAUCUUUUGUAAUAUUUGAAGUUUUCAACAUUUGCUGUAGGCUCUGUUUGGCUGAAAGGAUUUGCAA
Molecule: messenger RNA, 672 nt
Organism: Phalaenopsis equestris
Lineage: Eukaryota; Viridiplantae; Streptophyta; Magnoliopsida; Asparagales; Orchidaceae
Exons: 3
Coding region: 164-460 (98 amino acids)
Biological process (GO): mitochondrial respiratory chain complex IV assembly
Cellular component (GO): mitochondrial inner membrane
Source: RefSeq, a predicted model, not a curated record